UUUCGUCAUCCGGUUCCUGUUUGUGGCAGCGGCCCGCGGAAAUUUGAAAUGGCUGACGGGUUGUUGACGGGUGUCGUUCUGGAGCCUCCCGCCGUGGUUCCACAGCACUUUGACCAGGCGGUUGCAGAGAAACCGGCGGCCCUGAAGAAAGAUUUAUUCCUUUGUGAAGAUGAAUGCAGUGAUCAUAGCUAUCAUGAUAAGCCAGGUACUGCUUUACUAACUCUUGAGCCAGAAGGAAACCCUCUUUUGCCACAAAUUAUACCAACAAAUGAACUUUUGUUUUAUGAGAGAUUCAGAGCCUAUCAAGAUUACAUUUUAGCUGACUGCAAGGCCUCUGAGGUAAAAGAAUUCACAAUCAGCUUCUUGGAGAAGGUCCUGGAACCAUCUGGAUGGUGGGCAGUCUGGCACACUAAUGUUUUUGAGGUGCUGGUUGAGGUUAUAGAUGUGGACUUUUCAGCUUUGAAGGCAGUAGUGAAGCUUGCUGAACCAUGUAUCUGUAAAUCUAAAUUGAGCACUUUUACCUUGGAGAGAGUGAAGGAACUUUUGGAUCUGAAGGAGUUUCGACUGCCUCUGCAGGAGUUGUGGGUGGUGUCUGAUGAUUCUGGAGUAUUUGACCAGACAGCAUUUGCAACUGAACAUGUCAGGUUUUUCUACAAAAACAUUUGGAGGAGUUGGGAUGAAGAAGAGGAAGAUGAAUAUGAUUAUUUUGUUAGAUGUGUUGAACCUCGAUUGAGAUUGCAUUAUGAUAUACUUGAAGACCGAGUUCCUUCAGGACUUAUUACUGACUACCAUAAUCUGUUGUCUCAGUGUGAAGAUAGUUACAGGAAAUUUUUAAAUCUGAGAAGCAGUUUGUCAAAUUGUAAUUCUGAUUCUGAGCAGGAAAAUAUCUCCAUGGUGGAAGGGUUAAAUUUGUAUUCAGAGAUUGAACAGCUGAAACAAAAGCUGAAACUCAUUGAGAAUCCUUUGUUGAGAUAUGUAUUUGGUUAUCAGAAGAACUCGAAUAUCCAAGCAAAGGGUGCUCGUCCAAAUAGCCAGAAGGUCACCCAUGUCGUCUCCUCCAUCAUCAAGGCCAGUCUGCUUCGGUCUCUAUUCAGGGACAGGUUUUGUGAGGAAUCUUAUAAAGAAGAAUCAGAAAUUCAGUUCCACAGUGAUCUGUUGUCUGCUAUAAAUGCCUGCUAUGAGGGUGACACUGUCAUUGUUUGUCCUGGCCAUUAUGUGGUUCAUGGCACAUUCUCCAUAGCUGACUCCAUUGAGUUGGAAGGGUAUGGUCUGCCAGAUGAGAUUGUAAUAGAAAAGAGGGGCAAAGGAGAUACUUUUGUGGACUGCACUGGUGUGGAUAUUAAAAUUUCAAGCAUAAAAUUUGUUCAGCAUGAUUCUGUAGAAGGAAUCUUAAUCAUUCACCAUGGCAAGACCACACUGGAUAACUGUGUACUGCAGUGUGAAACUACAGGAAUCACAGUACGAACAUCAGCAGAACUUUUAAUGAAGAACUCAGAUAUAUAUGGUGCCAAGGGUGCUGGUAUAGAAAUAUAUCCUGGAAGUAAGUGUACGCUGAGUGACAAUGGAAUCCAUCACUGCAAGGAAGGGAUCCUUAUUAAGGACUUCCUAGAUGAGCAUUAUGAUAUUCCCAAAAUAUCCAUGGUAAAUAAUAUCAUACAUAAUAAUGAAGGUUACGGUGUUGUUUUGGUGAAACCUACAAUUUUCUCUGAUCUACAGGAAAAUACCCAAGGUGAAACUGAAGAUAAUAAAGCACUUGAAGUUCAGACCAGUGGAGAGGCCUGUGCCACUGAAAGAGAGGAUCUUGAAGAGCUGCUUCAGUGUGCAGCUGGCCAAAUGGAGUAUUAUGCCAGAGCUGACUUUUCAGAACAAGCUGAGGGAAAUUGUGAAAUUGUAAAUGAACUGGUUGCUGCCUCUACACGAAAAGGUCAGAUGAAGAAAAGAUUGAGUGAACUUGGAAUCACACAAGCUGAUGACAACAUAAUGUCACAGGAGAUGUUUAUUGAAAUUGUAGGGAACCAGUUUAAAUGGAAUGGCAAAGGGAGUUUUGGCACAUUUCUUUACUAACUACAAUGAUGUAAAUAGAUUUUGCACAUGUCCUAAAAAUCAUGCUGCUCACAGUUUGCUUCAUGGCUGUAUUUUAUAUUUGAUAUACUCAUUUAGGCUUCUGGAUUUAUUUUUAUCUGCAUGUAUUAUACAUAAAGCACUCCUUUAUAAGAAAGUAACAAAAGCAUAAAAUAAGGCUGAAGAUGUAUGUAGCUCAGUGGUAGCGCACUUGCCUAGCCUGCCCAAAGCCCAGCAUGAUCCCUAAAAGGAAAGAAUUGGAGAUUUCUUACCUAGGAAAUAUGCUUUCUUUUAAAUGCAUAGUUGUCCCAUAUUAAGUCUGCUAGUUACUCUUCCGCAUUACUAGCAUUUACCUUAGCAUUGAAAGAAGAAGAAGAAAGACAGGGAAUGAAAGAAGUGAGACCAAUUAUGUAGUAGGUAUCACAUGUUCUUCUGGGGUUGUUCUUUUUUCUGGUUUAUAAUGAGUCUGAUUUCUAUAUUAUAUUUAAGUAUUAACUUAUUUAAGACAAGUAUUAACUUGUCUUAGAAUGAGAUCUGUGAUUGGAAAGUUGCCUACCUAAUAAGACUAUUGAAAAUCUGAAUGGGAUACAUUUUUAUGUUGAACUUUGUUGUCAUCAAAUCAGCAAUAGACAACAGAUUGCAUGUUUAAAGCAGAAAUGUGUGCAUACACUAUUGGAUAUAAAUAUUAAAAAGAAAGUAUUUUUUUCCUUUCACUGCAGCAUUAUUGUGGUUAUACUUCCCUAUCUUCCUUUCCUUCCUUUCUUCUCCCCUCCUAUCCUUUUCUAUUUUAAGACAGGGUCUUUUGUACCUCAAAACUAUGUAGUCAAGAAUGACCUUGAACUUCUGAUCCUCCUGUCACCACUUCCCAAAUGCUAUGAUUACUGACAUGAAGCACCAUGCUCUGUUUUAUGUGGCACUGGAGAUUGAAUUUGCAUGCUGAGGAAGUAUUUAGCUAUAUUCCCAGUACUCUAAUCAUUUUU
Molecule: messenger RNA, 3041 nt
Organism: Nannospalax galili (Upper Galilee mountains blind mole rat)
Lineage: Eukaryota; Metazoa; Chordata; Mammalia; Rodentia; Spalacidae
Gene: Shcbp1
Product: SHC binding and spindle associated 1
Exons: 13
Coding region: 49-2064 (671 amino acids)
Biological process (GO): fibroblast growth factor receptor signaling pathway
Source: RefSeq, a predicted model, not a curated record